AUGGGAUGUAUGCUUGGCCUUGUGCUGUAGUCCUGGCCCAAUACUUGUGGUUCCACAGAAGAUCUCUGCCAGAUUGGAGCUGGAGUGAGCCUUCCAGGGAUUUUGGCUGCUAAAUGUGGUGCAGAAGUAAUACUAUCUGACAGCUCAGAGUUUCCUCACUGUCUGGAUAUCUGUUGGCAAAGCUGCCAGAUGAAUAACCUGCCCCAGGUGCAAAUUGUAGGACUGACAUGGGGCCACAUAUCAAAAGACCUUCUGUCUUUGCCACCACAAGACAUCAUUCUUGCAUCUGAUGUGUUCUUUGAACCAGAAGACUUUGAAAGCAUUUUAGCUACAGUAUACUUUCUGAUGCAAAGGAAUCCAGAAGCUCAAUUUUGGUCUACAUACCAGGUCAGAAGUGCUGACUGGUCACUUGAAGGCUUGCUCUACAAGUGGGACAUGAGAUGUGUCCAUAUUCCUCUGGAGUCUUUUGAUGCAGACAAGGAAGAUAUAGCAGAGUCUACCCUUCCAGGAAGACAUACUGUUGAAAUGCUGGUUAUCUCCUUUGCAAAGAACUGAGUUAACUGAGUUUGUC
Acomys russatus (golden spiny mouse) is the source of this 571-nucleotide messenger RNA. RefSeq names its product methyltransferase like 23 (gene Mettl23). NCBI's taxonomy places the organism in Eukaryota, Metazoa, Chordata, Mammalia, Rodentia, Muridae. The record is from RefSeq and is a predicted model, not a curated record. The transcript has 4 exons. Gene Ontology annotation, cellular component: cytoplasm; nucleus.